AUGCAAGAACUCGCCUCUUGUCCACCCGCUUUCAUUGAGCGGAAGAAAAAGAUUCUCGACCAACUCGCGAUUCCUGAUACAGAAUACACUGAUGCUUCGCCCAAAGGUUCAGUAGAUGAGGGCAUCCGUGAUCUUAUCGAUGAAAUCAACCAGCAGUCUGGAUUCGUCACUACUAGCAGCUGUGCAGGGCGUGUUAGCGUAUUCCUUGAGGGUCGAAGAGUUGCUGAUGCCGAGAAUGAAGAUGAGCGAGUAGCAGGCGUUGGGGGGAAGGGUGCUGGAGGAGCUUGGUUAUUUGUUUCCCACGACCCUGUACCUGAUAAAAGUAACGGGGUCACAGAUUGGAGCAGUCUGUUUGGACUUGAGGAUUCUGCAACGAGUCAUGAUGGAGCGGCGGCAGCCAAAGAAAGAAGACUUAUUCAUUUCAAGUUUGAGGCAAUGAUUCUUCACGUCCUUACGGCAUCAGCAGAGCACGCUCAAAUACUUCUGCGAUGUGGUCUACAAGCAGGCUUCCGGGAGUCGGGUGCUCUUAACAUUGUCCCCAGCGGUAAAGAUGUCACUACUCCAAUGGUUGCUAUACGGACAAUGGGCCUUGCCUUUGAAUCUCUUGUUGGACAGCAAGUUGACGGCCAUCGCAAACGAAUAGUCUCCCCUGAAUAUCUUCAGACACUUGUGGAAAUUGCGAAUGAGCGCUUCGCCGAGAAUAAAAAGCGCAUUGAACGUUUCCAGAACGCUUUUCGGGACGCUAUAUCCGCACCCGUGCCGCGCCGAAACCCAGAGGGACAGGAAUGGGAGGAUGCCGCAGCAAGACGAGAAAGAAAACGUGCUGAGGGCCUGCGGAAGAAGGCUGAGCUGAAAGCCAAGCAAGAAGCGGACACAAGCAAAGGAAAAGAUGUCAGUGAAAGAGAAGAGGAAGAACAGGGACUGGUCCUCGAGAUAUAA
Fusarium coffeatum is the source of this 939-nucleotide messenger RNA. RefSeq lists its product as uncharacterized. NCBI's taxonomy places the organism in Eukaryota, Fungi, Ascomycota, Sordariomycetes, Hypocreales, Nectriaceae. Gene Ontology annotation, biological process: tRNA methylation. The transcript has 2 exons. Gene Ontology annotation, molecular function: tRNA methyltransferase activity. The record is from RefSeq and is a predicted model, not a curated record. Bases 1 to 939 code for a protein of 312 amino acids. Gene Ontology annotation, cellular component: cytoplasm.